Molecule: messenger RNA, 583 nt
Organism: Sceloporus undulatus (fence lizard)
Lineage: Eukaryota; Metazoa; Chordata; Lepidosauria; Squamata; Phrynosomatidae
Product: cytochrome c oxidase subunit 6A2, mitochondrial
Exons: 3
Coding region: 52-402 (116 amino acids)
Biological process (GO): mitochondrial electron transport, cytochrome c to oxygen
Cellular component (GO): mitochondrial inner membrane
Molecular function (GO): enzyme regulator activity
Source: RefSeq, a predicted model, not a curated record
UCGAGAGCGCAGGCGCGAAGGGCUAGAGCAGACCUUGGGGGAGAAGGAGACAUGGCGGCCAUGGCAGCGGCGGGGCUUGGCAGGCUCUCCCGGCAGUUGCGGGCUCCGGCUCCUGGGGCCCGGCUGAGCAGGCUCCUGUCGGCGGCCGCGGCGGGGCACGGAGGGGAUGGCUCCGCUCGCACAUGGAAGAUCCUGUCCUUUGUGGUUGCCCUUCCUGGCGUCGCUGUUUGCAUGCUGAACUGCUACCUGAAGGCUCAACAGGAACACGAGAGGCCAGAGUUCAUUCCUUACUCGCAUCUUCGCAUCCGGACCAAGCCCUUCCCUUGGGGUGAUGGGAACCAUACUCUUUUCCAUAACCCCCAUGUUAAUCCGCUCCCAACUGGCUAUGAAGAUGACCAUUAAGCAAGUGGACCACGACACCACAGGAACCAUUGAAGGUAGCUGGACCAGAGCCUAGGUUGGGACCCACAGUAUAAAAGUUAAUGCAUUCCGUGUACUGUCAAAUUAUGAAAGGCGUUCUGACCUCUGGCAGUCUGUGUUUGACUAGAGGUCACUUAAAAAAUAAAACAUCUGUUCAAACGUU